AUUAAAAUUGUGAGCUCAACACACGAUUUCGGCACACGUUAUUUCGCCCUCUCAACCGCGCCGGUACUGAGUGAUAAGGCCGGCAACAUCAGGAAUCUUCGAAUCACGAUAAUAUAAAUAUUACCUGAAUACUAUCAAAGAUGCCAAACGGUGUCUUCCUCUUCCUCGCAGCGCUAUUGGCUGUCGGUUCCGCAUAUCCUGACGGAACGACACGAUUAAUCACAUCUGAAAGACUGCCCGUUUGUGACGAGCAGAGACCUGCUGUAGAAAAUGUGACCUCGUUGCCGGACGAAGUAAACCUGUUGGAACAUUGGGAGGGAAAAGUAGUGGUCGUGACCGGAGCUUCUUCAGGAAUCGGCGCCGCGAUCUCGAAACGUCUCGUCAAAUCAGGACUGACGGUUGUAGGACUCGCUAGAACGAUAUCUAAAUUGGAGGCAAUCGAACAGAGUUUGGCGGGCGCCAAGGGAAAAUUCUACCCUGUUCAGGCGGACGUUUCAAAUGACGUAGCCGUCCGAAACGCCUUUGUGUGGAUCAAGACUAAUUUGGGAAACGUUGACGCUUUAGUAAAUAACGCCGGAGGCGCUAUCGUUGGAAAUAUUGUCGACCUGGAUGCCAGUGACUACAGAACCACGUUCGAUACAAACGUGCUAGGAUUACUCUACUGUACAAAGGAAGCUUUCAAAAUCAUGAAGGAGAAAAGAACCGCAGGAACGAUAAUCAAUAUAAAUAGCGUUGUCGGUCAUCGUAUCUACGAUAUUCCGGGUCUUGCGUUGAACGUUUACCCUGCAACUAAAUACGCAGUGACAGCAAUCAGUGAAACUCUUCAGUACGAGAUGGCCCAUGCUGACUUAAAUAUUAGGAUAACGAGUGUGAGUCCGGGUCCAGUAGAAACGAAUUUCCCAAAACCUGCGGGAUCCGGCGAGAGCCUUCCAUUUUUGUCGCCUGAAAAUAUCGCAAAUGCUGUUGCUUACGUUUUAUCGGUGCCGCAACAUGUCCAGAUUACCGAGCUGACCAUUAAACCGCUCGGACUUAAGAUAUAGAGUGAAAUAAUUAUCGGUGUUAAAUCGCAUGUUAAUUUGCUGAAUUAACGAGAAAAAAAAAUACCAAAUUUACAAUAGAACUCUGGCAAUCGUCAUCUGCAUUGCGAUGACGAAUCCAAUUUCAAACUAUGCCAGAAUUUAUAAAAUAAAAUUUCAAAAUAAUCCUGAUUAA
Molecule: messenger RNA, 1212 nt
Organism: Athalia rosae (coleseed sawfly)
Lineage: Eukaryota; Metazoa; Arthropoda; Insecta; Hymenoptera; Athaliidae
Product: farnesol dehydrogenase-like
Exons: 6
Coding region: 141-1040 (299 amino acids)
Source: RefSeq, a predicted model, not a curated record